Messenger RNA from Drepanopeziza brunnea f. sp. 'multigermtubi' MB_m1, 429 nucleotides. RefSeq lists its product as uncharacterized. Lineage: Eukaryota; Fungi; Ascomycota; Leotiomycetes; Helotiales; Drepanopezizaceae. Gene Ontology annotation, biological process: late endosome to Golgi transport; endocytic recycling. Gene Ontology annotation, molecular function: phosphatidylinositol-3-phosphate binding. The record is from RefSeq and is a predicted model, not a curated record. Gene Ontology annotation, cellular component: retromer complex; early endosome membrane.
AUGCAGGCCAUGCCCGAUUCGCGCCAGCAGAGCUUCGAGGAGAUUUAUGGCCCGCCAGAGAACUUCCUCGAGAUAGAGGUCAAGAACCCACGCACACAUGGCAUGGGCCGUGGCAUGUACACCGACUACGAGAUUGUCUGCCGCACGAACAUCCCCGCCUUCAAGCUUCGCCACAGCAACGUCCGGAGGCGCUAUUCCGACUUUGAAUACUUCCGCGACAUCCUGGAGAGAGAGUCUGCGCGUGUGACGAUUCCGCCCUUGCCCGGCAAGGUCUUUACGAACCGCUUCAGCGACGACGUGAUUGAGCAUCGGAGGGAGGGACUGCAGAGGUUCUUGCAGAUUGUCGUUGGCCAUCCGCUACUGCAGACCGGUAGCAAGGUCCUGGCUGGGUUCGUACAGGAUCCUAACUGGGACCGCAAUGCAUGGUGA